AUGGCGUACAUUGGAUAUAAAAUGGAAGACGGAAAAAAGGUCUAUAAAUUAUACGACCAAAACAUAAAGUCAGACAUUCUCCCAGGGCAUCCUGCCAGAUUCUCACCAGAUGACAAGUUCUCCCAGGAGCGCAUCCAAUUAAAAUUAGACCAUAAGUUAUUGCCUCUUUAA
Molecule: messenger RNA, 171 nt
Organism: Nematocida ausubeli
Lineage: Eukaryota; Fungi; Microsporidia
Exons: 1
Coding region: 1-171 (56 amino acids)
Biological process (GO): snRNA pseudouridine synthesis; positive regulation of telomerase RNA localization to Cajal body; ribosome biogenesis
Cellular component (GO): box H/ACA telomerase RNP complex; box H/ACA snoRNP complex
Molecular function (GO): box H/ACA snoRNA binding; telomerase RNA binding
Source: RefSeq, a predicted model, not a curated record